GAGUCCGCCGGAACCGAGUUGCGGCGCUACACGUUCCCGCACGGAAGAGGCCUCCAGGCGCCUGAGAGGACCGGCAACAUGGAGCGGAUGGGGAGUAAGGCAGCUGUUGUGCUGUGUAUGGACGUGGGCUUUACUAUGAAUAACUCCUUUCCUGGUAAAGAGACCCCAUUUGAACAAGCAAAGAAGGUGAUGACCAUGUUUAUCCAGCGACAGGUGUUUUCUGAGAGCAAGGAUGAGAUUGCCUUAGUCCUGUUUGGUACAGAUGGCACUGAGAAUAGCCUUGCUAGAGGGGACCAGUAUCAAAACAUCACAGUGCACAGACACCUGAUGCUACCAGAUUUUGACUUGCUGGAGGACAUUGAAAACAAAAUCCAACCAGGUUCUCAACAAGCUGACUUUCUGGAUGCCCUCAUCGUGUGCAUGGAUGUGAUUCAGCGUGAAACUGUAGGAAAGAAGUUUGAGAAGAGGCAUAUUGAAGUGUUCACUGACCUGAGCAGUCCGUUCAGCAAAGACCAAGUGGAUAUUAUAAUUCAAAACCUGAAGAAAUCUGGCAUUUCUCUGCAAUUCUUUUUGCCUUUCUCCAUCGGCAAGAAAGAUGGAACUGGAGACAGAGGAGAUGGCAACUUCAGCUUGGACCACUCUGAACCGUCCUUUCCUCUAAAAGGAUUUACUAAGCAGCAAAAAGAAGGUAUUCAGAUGGUAGAAAAGAUGAUGAUGUCUUUAGAAGGUGAAGAUGGACUGGAAGAAAUUUAUUCCUUCAGUGAGAGCCUGCGACAACUGAAUGCCUUUAAGAAAAUUGAGAGGCGUUCCAUGCCCUGGCCCUGCCAACUGACCAUUGGCUCCAAUUUGUCUAUAAGGAUUGUGGCUUAUAAAUCGAUUAUACAGACAAAAGUUAGAAAGACUUGGAUAAUUGUGGAUGCAAGAACCCUUAAGAAAGAAGAUGUACGAAGAGAAACAGUUUAUUGCUUAAAUGAUGAUGAUGAAACAGAAGUUUCCAAAGAGGAUACUAUUCAAGGGUUCCGCUAUGGAAGUGAUAUAGUUCCUUUCUCUAAAGUGGAUGAGGAACAAAUGAAAUAUAAAUCAGAUGGAAAGUGCUUCUCUGUUUUGGGAUUUUGUAAAUCUUCUCAGGUCGAGAGGAGAUUGUUUAUGGGAAAUCAAGUUUUAAAGGUUUUUGCAGCAAAAGGUGAUGAGGCAGCAGCAGUUGCACUCUCCUCCUUGAUUCAUGCUUUGGAUGAAUUAGACAUGGUUGCCAUAAUUCGAUAUGCUUAUGGCAAAAAAACUAACCCUCAAGUUGGUGUGGCUUUUCCUCUCAUCAAAGAAGCUUAUGAGUGUUUAGUGUAUGUGCAGCUGCCUUUCAUGGAAGACUUGCGGCAGUACAUGUUUUCAUCACUGAAAAAUAAUAAGAAAUUCACUCCCUCGGAGGCACAAUUGAGUGCCAUUGAUGAGCUAAUUGACUCCAUGAGCUUGAUUAAGAAAGAUGAAGAAGAAGACACUAUUGAAGAUUUGUUUCAAACCACCAAAAUCCCAAAUCCUGAAUUUCAGAGGUUAUUCCAGUGUCUGCUGCACAGAGCUUUACAUCCCCAGGAGCCUCUGCCCCCAAUUCAGCAGCAUCUUUUGAAUAUGCUGGACCCUCCCACUGAAGUGAGAGCAAAAUGUCAGAGUUCUUUUUCUAAAAUAAAGACUCUUUUCCCUCUCACUGAAGCCAUCAAGAAAAAGGAUCAAAUAACUGCCCAGGAUAUUUUCCAAGACAAUCAUGAAGAAGAGCCAUCUGCUAAAAAAUCUAAAACUGAGGAAGGGGAAGCCAACUUUAGUGUUUCUAGCCUGGCCGAAGGCACUGUCACUAAGGUUGGAAGUGUAAAUCCUGCUGGAAACUUUCGUGCUCUAGUGAGACAGAAGAAUGUCAGCUUUGAGGAAGUAAGUCACCAGCUAAUAAAUCACAUUGAACAAUUUUUGGAGACAAAUGAAACACCAUAUUUUAUGAAGAGCAUGGAUUGCAUCAAAGCUUUCCGAGAAGAAGCUAUUCAGUUUUCAGAAGAGCAGCGCUUCAACACUUUCCUGAAAGCCCUUCGAGAAAAAGUGGAAGUUAAAAAAUUAAGUCAUUUCUGGGAAAUUGUGGUUCAGGAUGGAAUUACACUGAUCUCCAAAGAUGAAGCCUCUGGAAGCUCCAUCACAGCUGAAGAAGCCAAACAGUUUCUGGCCCCCAAAGAAAAGCCAAAUGAAGAUGUGGCAGCUGCAUUUGAAGAAGGUGGUGAUGUGGAUGAUUUACUGGACAUGAUAUAGGCCAUGGGCUUGUGGAAACCCAGGGCUGCCAUCUCUUUGGUCCUGGGAGCUCUACUAGAACAACCUGGAAGAGGCCACUCAAAGGGACCAGAAGCUCUGAAGAUCAUGUUAGCAGGUUACUCUGAACUGAAUCAGAGUCUGGCUCUGUGGAGUGAACACAUACACAUAUAUUAUAAGGGAUAAUUUAGACCCCAUACAUGUUUAUAAAGUUAGUCAUUAUUUUCUGACUGGCACAUUA
Molecule: messenger RNA, 2518 nt
Organism: Dipodomys spectabilis (banner-tailed kangaroo rat)
Lineage: Eukaryota; Metazoa; Chordata; Mammalia; Rodentia; Heteromyidae
Gene: Xrcc5
Product: X-ray repair cross complementing 5
Exons: 21
Coding region: 79-2280 (733 amino acids)
Biological process (GO): DNA recombination; cellular response to gamma radiation; cellular response to X-ray
Cellular component (GO): nucleus; Ku70:Ku80 complex
Molecular function (GO): damaged DNA binding; telomeric repeat DNA binding; double-stranded DNA binding
Source: RefSeq, a predicted model, not a curated record